This is a messenger RNA of Pelagomonas calceolata, 1163 nucleotides long. Lineage: Eukaryota; Pelagophyceae; Pelagomonadales; Pelagomonadaceae. The record is from the annotation of a GenBank genome assembly.
CAGCGGCGUCCUCCGCUAACUUUGUCUUUGAUCUGCGUAUCGACCGCAGACGGCGCCGCGGACCCAGUCAGUUCUGCCGCAGCAUCCUGUACAUACCCUGAUCGCUGCCAGGGACUCAAAAGUCCGCCGCUCGUCGCACAACAAUAAAAACAGCACUCCCUUCAAGAAUUCCGGCUGACCAAACAGCCUAUUGAAGGGGCGCGGGAAAGCAUUUCUCCGCACCAACAGCAGCAAAAUGGGCGUCCUCAUCGACAUGUUCACGCGCGGCGGCCCCGUGCGGCCCAAAGAUGUAUUGGACGCGGUCGCCCGCGACCCGGUGUGCUGCAAAGACACUGAUGAGAAGACGGGCAACACGCCCCUCCAUUUUACUUGUUGCAACGGCGCACCUAUCGAAUUGGUACGGGCGUUAUUGCGCGCCUACCCCGGCGCCGCCUCGGUAGAAGACGGCGACGGGAAUUUGCCCCUCCACGGGGCAUGUUCGUGCGGCGCGGCACCCGACGUCAUUGAGAUGCUGCUGGAAGCGAACCCCGGGGCCGCGAGACACCUGGCCAACGGCCAGACGCCUUUACACUAUGCCUGUUGCCACCAGUGCGAUCCUAGAGUGGCCAAAUUACUGGUGGAUAGAUAUCCCGAGGCCUGCGGCGUCCAGGACCGGGACGGGAACGCUCCUUUACAUUUCGCGCUGAUCCGGAGCGCGCACCCGGCCGUCGUGCAAUUACUCGUGAAGACGCAUCCUCUGGCGUGCGCGAUGCGCGGCUUUCUCGGGAGGCUGCCUCUGUCGUUGGCGUUGCUCUACGAGGCCCACCCUGCUGCAAUCAAGGCCGUGCGCGACGCGUACCCCGACGCGUGCUUGACAGUGUAUGAAUCAAAUCGUCGACCACACUGACUCACGGGUUGAUUUGCGCACAGGCACCGGAACGAGGAGAUGGUCGCCGACUACCGGAACCACGGCAAGCUCGCCGACUACGCGCGGUGCGCCAAGUGCGAGCCGCGGCCGCCGCCGCCCUCAGACUUCGGCCCGCCGCGCCAGUUCUGAGGCCGCAAAUGCCCGCGCGGACGGGGUCCUAGACGCCCGUCGCGCCCCGCGCCCCUACGGCGCACCAACUUUCUCUCGCAGUUCGAAAACGCACUCGACAAAGUAUUAUAACAGCUGUUGUCCACUA